AGGAUCUUAACAAGUUGAAGUGGCUAUUCGAUGAUUUUGUUAAGAUUGUGGAAAUCACAACUUGAGAAGCGUUUUUGAGAUUCUCUUAUUUAUAAAAUUGCUUUUUUUUUUUUUUUUCUUUCUUUUUUUUUGCUAUGAAAACUCAAAAUAAGGCUGAUAGAAUUAGCACUUUACCGGACUCAGUGCUAUGUUAUAUUCUGUCUUUUCUACCAACCAAACUAUGUGUUGCUACAAGUAUUCUCUCUAAAAGGUGGAGACCACUUUGGCGCUCAGUCCCUACUCUCGACUUCGACGAUAGUGAUUAUUACUACGAAAGCAAAGAGCUUUAUUAUCGCUUUGUUCAGUCAGUAUAUAUAGCUAUCUUCUCGCGAGAUUUGCACCAACCCAUCCAAACAUUUCGCUUCAAGUGUUGUUCUUCUCUAGCUGAUCCUACCAAUCUCAAGGUAUGGAUUAAUGCUGCAGCAGAACGCGGACUUGAGCACUUGGAUAUCUCUCUGCCACCGUCUUGGUUGUAUGAAUCGAAGUGGUUGCCAUCUGCCAUCCUCAGCAGCAGAACCCUCGUGGUACUCAAGCUGAGGGAAUUAACAGUGAAAGCUCUUUUUCCUGUUCAUCUUUCCUCACUUAAAUUCCUGCAUUUGUAUGAUGUUGCUUUCUAUAAAAGUAGAUGUUUCGCUGAGCUUCUUUCUGGAUGUCCAGUACUUGAGUAUUUGGAAGAAGAUGAGUUGCAGUUUGGUGACUCUCUAACUGUGGGAGAGUUUAAAUGCUUACCCAAGUUGGUCAGAGCAUAUAUUAACAGACUUCAUGUUCCGUUAGAAUCAGUUCGUAAUGUAGAGUUUCUGAGAAUAGAGUGGAUGUCUGAGCUGGACAACAUUAACAGCAGAUUCAAUUUCAAAGACCCUAUUCCCAUGUUUCACAAUUUAACCCAUGUUGAACUCAUCCAUUUAUAUUUUAUCAGUGAUUGGCUUGAGAUAGUAGAAGUGCUUAAGCGUUGCCCUAAGCUUCAAGUUUUGGUCAUUAAUCAGCGUUAUAUUGAUGAUCCUUAUGAUGAAAUGGAAGAAGGUGAAGCAGUAGUAGGAGGAGAUUGGCCGUACCCACAAUUUGUUCCUGAAUCCAUCUCAUUACACCUUAAAACAUGCCGUCUUAAAAAUUACGAAGGCUGGAAAGGUGAGUUGCGAUUUGCAAGAUAUAUCUUGCAGAAUGCAGGAUUUUUACAGUCAAUGACAAUCAGCAGUGGCUUCUUCAGAAAUCAACAUGAAAAGCGCAAAAUGAUAAAAGAUAUAUGCUUUCGCACAAGGUGCUCUGCAACUUGUAAACUUUCAUUUGAAUGAUAACAGAUGAGAUUUGAGGAGUUGAAAGUAGUUACUGUGUUUCUGCCUUUUCAUUAGUAGCUAAAGGAU
Gastrolobium bilobum is the source of this 1397-nucleotide messenger RNA. RefSeq names its product F-box/FBD/LRR-repeat protein At4g00160-like. The transcript has 3 exons. The record is from RefSeq and is a predicted model, not a curated record. The coding region runs from base 135 to 1328 and encodes 397 amino acids. Gene Ontology annotation, molecular function: protein binding. NCBI's taxonomy places the organism in Eukaryota, Viridiplantae, Streptophyta, Magnoliopsida, Fabales, Fabaceae.